Messenger RNA from Aspergillus campestris IBT 28561, 2346 nucleotides. RefSeq lists its product as uncharacterized. Gene Ontology annotation, cellular component: cytoplasm. The record is from RefSeq and is a predicted model, not a curated record. The transcript is spliced from 7 exons. Bases 1 to 2346 code for a protein of 781 amino acids. Gene Ontology annotation, molecular function: phosphoprotein phosphatase activity. Lineage: Eukaryota; Fungi; Ascomycota; Eurotiomycetes; Eurotiales; Aspergillaceae.
AUGGCGCCCUCUACCCUCCCUUACAUGAAGACGAACCCCAAGAUCAUCUUCUUUACCGAUUUCGACGGUACCAUCACCCUCGAGGACAGCAAUGACUUCCUGCGUCGGGCGAAGAAUAUCGCGGUCCUGGAAGACCGCAUGAGCUUCCGUGAUUCGUUCCGCGAGAUGCUCGACAGCGUCAAGGUCCCCUUCAACGAGUGCAUCGAGACUCUCUGCAAGAACAUGCGCCUGGACCCCUACUUCCUCGAGUUUUACAACUGGUCGAAGGAGAACAAUGUGCCGAUCGUAGUCCUCUCCUCCGGAAUGAAACCCAUCAUCAGUGCCCUGUUCGAGAAGAUGCUGGGCCACAAGCCCGACGACCACCUUGUGAUCAUCGCCAACGACAUCGAGAGCCGCGACGGCCAGGACGUCAACAGCCCCGGCGGCUGGAAGAUCAAAUACCAUGAUGAAAGCCACUUUGGCCAUGACAAAUCGCUGGAGAUCAAGCCCUACCAUGCGUUGCCGGACAGCGUACGUCCGACCCUGCUGUAUGCGGGCGACGGGGUGUCGGACUUGUCGGCUGCCUCCCAGACGGACCUUCUAUUUGCCAAGAAGGGUAAUGAUCUGGUCAAAUAUUGUGACCAGAAAGGACAACCGUAUACGGUGUUCGAGAACUGGGACACGAUCCUGGCCACGACGAAGGAUAUUCUGAGCGGCAAGGUGUCCGUCAAGAAGCUGGCUGAAGAGGCGAAGGCGCUUUCCAUCUCUCCCCCUGCCCCUACCCCUGGUGGUCAAGACCCACUGAUCGGCUCGGUUCGCGCGGGCAUUCAGCUCGCUAUCUUUGCUUCCAUCGUCCUAUUCCUCGUGGUGUUCUUGGACAACAAAUUCCGUGUGCUACCCGACUCUAUUCAUGGCCACCUUCCGACUCAUUACCCGGGGACGGUCGUCACCGACGUCAUGGUCGUCACCUGUUCAUCUAUCAACGUCUUUGCAAAAUGUAAACCUAAGCUGGGGACAUGGGCCCAGGUGGACAAGGAUCUCUACCUCCGCUCGGGCUGGACGUCCAGCGCCUACAUCCAGUUUGAGCGGAAGAAAGAGCAAGACCUCCUCCCCACUGACCGGGUCGUCUUGGACUUAAGGGUCAGCCGACUUGUUCCCGAGUCGUCGGGAGACCCGAAGGAGGAUCAAGAGCAGUGGGAGCCGAGACCCGGAGGGAUUUGGCUCAAGCGCACCGCCAAGCGUCAUGCGAGUGAUUCGGGAAAGGCCGUUACCGCCAUCGACGUGCUCUUCGGGGCCGAUGCGGUUGACCCGCGGGCGGGCUGGGAGGUCAGGGACACACCACUGAUGCUGGAUGGCCGCACGGAGGAGCUCGAGGUCCGCGUCAGCGUCCGGAAAGGGGACCCGGCCAAAAAUAAGAGACCGGUCCCGCGGAUCAACGAGAACGGGCGGUUCAAGAUCAUGCAGCUGGCCGAUUUGCAUCUGAGCACGGGUCUGGGGGGAUGUCGCGAGCCGGUUCCGGCAGAGGUCACCCCCGGCCGCAAGUGUGAAGCGGACCCGCGGACCCUAGACUUUGUCGAGCGGCUCUUGGAUGAAGAACAGCCCGACAUGGUCGUCCUGAGCGGCGACCAGGUCAACGGCGAUACCUCCCCGGAUGUGCAGAGUGCCCUUUUCAAGUCGGUCAAGCUGCUGGUGGACCGGAAGAUCCCCUACGCGGCCAUCUUUGGCAACCACGACGACGAGGGCAACCUCAAGCGGUCGCAGCAGAUGACCAUCCUGGAGGACCUCCCUUACUCCCUCUCGUCGGCGGGCCCGGAAGAGGUGGAUGGGGUGGGCAACUACAUCGUGGAGAUCCUCGGCCGCGGGAAGACGGCCCACUCGGCUCUCACGCUCUACCUUCUCGACACGCACUCCUAUUCCCCCGACGAGCGACAGUUCCGAGGAUAUGAUUGGAUCAAGCCCAAUCAGAUCCGGUGGUUCAAGAAUACAGCCCAGGGGCUGCGGACCAAACACCAAGAAUACACCCACAUGCACAUGAACAUGGCAUUCGUCCACAUUCCCCUGCCGGAGUAUCGGGAUUCCCGCAACUAUUACCGCGGGGCGUGUGACCAUGUCAACGACUACUGCAUGCUCAACAAAGACCGCAAUGACAAGCCAUCGCUAUGGAUGUGCUAUGGCGGCGGCGCAGGAUUCGGUGGCUACGGCGGGUAUGGCGGCUACGUGCGACGGGUGCGCUUCUUUGACUUUGACAUGAACGCCGGACGGGUGAUGACAUACAAACGGCUCGAGUACGGUGAGAUCGAGUCCAAGAUCGAUGAGAUGAUGAUCAUCGAUGGGGCCACUGUGAAGGGACCCGAGCAGGGCCACUAG